GCACCCACCACCACCAGCGCCGAGCGCCGGCCGCGAUACCGUCGUGUCCCCCUCCCCACCGCAUUAGCGCCGGCCGACAAAAUUACUAGGUGCUUAAUUUAACUACUAGUGGCCCUAGGCGUGAAACUUCACCAGCUCCGCCACUGCCCAUGGCCAACGGCCGUCCGGACCCUCGCUGCGUCGUCCUCACCGCCGACACUGCCCGAUCCCUCGUAGAUUCCGUCGACGCCUUCCUCUUCGACUGCGAUGGGGUCAUUUGGAAGGGAGAUAAGCUCAUUGAAGGGGUCCCAGAGACGAUGGAGCUACUGAGGAAACUGGGAAAGAAAUUAGUUUUUGUAACAAACAACUCUAGAAAGUCGAGAAGGCAAUACUCAAAGAAAUUCAGAUCACUUGGACUUGAAGUUACUGAGGAAGAGAUUUUUACAUCAUCGUUUGCGGCAGCCAUGUUCUUGAAGUUAAAUAAUUUUCCUCCAGAAAAGAAGGUUUAUGUUGUUGGUGAAGAUGGAAUCUUGGAAGAGCUCAAGUUAGCUGGUUUUGAAUGUUUUGGUGGUCCGGAGGAUGGCAAGAAAAACAUAAAGUUGGAGGCGGAUUUCUACUUUGAACAUGACAAAAGUGUUGGAGCUGUCAUUGUUGGACUUGAUCAGUACUUCAAUUAUUAUAAAAUGCAGUAUGCAAGAACAUGUAUUAGUGAGAACCCUGACUGCCUUUUCAUUGCGACCAACCGUGAUCCAACCGGGCAUAUGACAUCUGCCCAAGAAUGGCCAGGAGCUGGAGCUAUGGUUGCUGCAGUAAGCUGCUCAGUACAGAAAGAACCCAUUGUUGUUGGAAAACCUUCAGGCUUUUUGAUGGACUUCCUCUUGAAAAGCUUCAAUCUGGAGACGUCAAGGAUGUGCAUGGUUGGUGAUAGACUGGACACGGACAUACUAUUUGGCCAGAACACCGGCUGCAAGACCCUCCUUGUUUUGUCUGGUUGCACUGCCUUACCAGAAGUGCAGGAUGCUCGUAACAAUAUCCAUCCAGAUCUCUACACAAACAGCGUGUAUGAUCUAGUUGGGUUACUGCAGAAGUAAUUCUCCUUGGCCGCGUUGCAGCGCAAUCUCAGCACGCUUUGGAUAGCGCCUAUCAGCAAUUUAUUACGUGGAUUACUUGCAUGAAGCCAUGUGUUCUUGAAACAACAAUUUUGAACUUUCUUUGGGGUAUAACCUGUUUGACAGUAACAAAAUCUUUCAAUUGGAUCCUACAAAUUAGACCAAUUUGACAACCUUGUAAGCGUGGCUGUAAAGCUUUAAAUCUGGCAACUUGAUUCCCUUGCUGGAAAAU
Messenger RNA from Zea mays, 1320 nucleotides. RefSeq names its product 4-nitrophenylphosphatase. Gene Ontology annotation, cellular component: cytoplasm. Gene Ontology annotation, molecular function: phosphatase activity. The record is from RefSeq and is marked provisional. NCBI's taxonomy places the organism in Eukaryota, Viridiplantae, Streptophyta, Magnoliopsida, Poales, Poaceae.